CCAUUUUAAGUCAUUUUAACAGUUCACAAUUUCAUAACCUAAUUGUUGAUAGUAAAAAAACUCGAUUAUAAAAAAGUAGUGUAAAAUCCUUUGUGUGUAGUUACUUCCAUUAGUGAUUUGUGUAGAACUUCUAAUAUGUGUGGCUUUAUCAGAAGAUUGAUAAGCCUGUGGCCUUUAAUGACAUAUUACUACAUUGUGCAAUACUGAUCACAGUAGCACUGCUCCAAGCAUGAAUGAUCGAAAAUUAUAUUUGUCCUCGCUUUUCGGGGGCGGCAUGGCUGGUCUUAGCGUAGAUAUGAUCCUUUUUCCGUUAGAUACAAUUAAAACGAGAUUGCAAUCGGCAACUGGUUUCUAUAAGGCUGGCGGAUUUAAUGGCAUUUAUCGCGGAAUCGGCCCUCAAUUUAUCGGAAGUGUACCUCAGGCGGCGUUAUUUUUUUGUACGUACGAAUUUUUCAAAGCAAAGGUUCAUCCGUUAGUUUCUUCUCGAUAUCACCCUUUCGUUCACAUGGGCGGUGCCGCGAUUGCGGAAGUUAUUUCGUGUCUUAUUAGAGUUCCAGUUGAAGUUGUCAAGCAACGGCGGCAAACUGGAUGCCAUUCACGAUCAUCUAUGAAGAUUGCGAUUGAUGCGUACAGACAGGAAGGGGUGUUUAAAGGGUUAUACAGAGGUUUCGGAUCAACAAUUGCUAGAGAGAUACCGUUUUCAUUUAUACAAUUUCCAUUAUGGGAGUAUCUAAAGGUGGUGUAUCUUAGGAAUGUAAAAAAGCAAAAGGAAUUGCAUUCAUACGAAGUAGCACUUUGUGGUUCCAUUGCAGGAGGAACGGCAGCUGCUUUGACAACUCCACUAGAUGUAGUUAAAACAAGAAUAAUGUUAGCCGAUCAUAAACAUGUGACCAAUUUAAAGGCUUCUGCAAUGUUUCUCACAGUUUACAAUGAAAAUGGUUUACGAGGGCUAUUUGCGGGAUUUGUGCCUCGAGUUAUGUGGAUUACAUUGGGAGGUUGCAUAUUUUUCGGAGUGUAUGAUUUUUCCAGUCGUACCUGUAGUGACAUUCUUGAAACCAAUUUGUUUUCAUGACUUAUUUUAUUAUUGUCAUACAUUACACA
Molecule: messenger RNA, 1101 nt
Organism: Photinus pyralis (common eastern firefly)
Lineage: Eukaryota; Metazoa; Arthropoda; Insecta; Coleoptera; Lampyridae
Product: S-adenosylmethionine mitochondrial carrier protein homolog
Exons: 6
Coding region: 230-1072 (280 amino acids)
Cellular component (GO): mitochondrial inner membrane
Molecular function (GO): S-adenosyl-L-methionine transmembrane transporter activity
Source: RefSeq, a predicted model, not a curated record